GACCAGCCGGUGGAGGCGGCGCAGCUCCGGCGCCACGGCAACCACUGUUCGGUUCGAUGCCAUGACAACCACGGCAAGUUCAUGGCGGAACCCUCAACACCGGCAGUAGCUGUCAGACCUGAACAGCACGGAACAAGCCAUCCGCCGAACCUGGGAAGCGGCAGCACAAGACUGGAACCUGUCCACAUAUCUUUGAAUUGUUCUACACACUGAAAACUUUCAAGUAUUUGCCACAUUCACUCCAGUCAAGGGGAGCUCUCUCUCAGGAUCUAUUCAUGAACAGCCAUUCUACACCCCCAAAAUGUUCUCAUUAUACAGUGCUUUUGGGCUUCUUGCUGUGACUGUGAAUGUCAUCAAGACCUCAAAUUCUGGGUAAACAUAAAGUUUGGCAACGGCAUUAUUUUUUUUUCUGAAGAACAAUUCUAAGAAGAGCAGUUCUACGAAAUGAGCACGUAUUGAGCGGGCACAGUGUUGGUACUCCUUACCACUGGAGCUCCAGGUCCAAAGUUCUCAUGCUGUUCCCCUACCUCUUGCUCCUCUGCUUUCCUGUUUCAACCAAAGGGCCAAGCUGAAGCUCAGUGGGUCUAGCACUGAUGAGAAUCGUCUGAUAGCUGAGCUCCGACCACCGAAGGAAUACAGAAUCCGCACCAUUGCAUCCUCGUCUAUCCCUGUAAUUAAAUGCUAAUAUAGGCAAUGUGCAACAGCUAAGUCAGCCAGCUCAUCCAUCGCACCGGAGUCCAAUGGCCCAACUGUACUACAAGAAGGCCCAGCCUUCGCCCUACCGUGACCGCAUCCCGCUGCAGGUGGUGCGGGCAGAGCUGGAGCUGUCAGCAGAGGAGAAGGCCUACCUGAUGGCCGUGGAGAAGGGGGACUAUGUGGGCGUCCAGCAGGCCCUCCGGGGGGCCGAGCUCUAUUACGACAUCGACAUCAACUGUGCCGACCCGCUGGGACGCACGGCGCUGCUCAUCGCCAUUGAGAAUGAGAACCUGGAGGUGAUGGAGCUCCUGCUGGAGCAUGGCGUACGGCUGGGCGAUGCGCUCCUCUAUGCCAUUCGCAAGGAGGUGGUGGGAGCUGUGGAGCUGCUGAUGUCCCACCGCCGGCCUAGUGGCGAGAAGCAGGUCCCUCCGCUGAUGGACAUCCAGUUUUCCGAGUUCACCCCGGACAUAACGCCUAUCAUGCUGGCUGCGCACACCAACAACUAUGAGAUCAUCAAGUUGCUGGUGCAGCGCGAGGUGACCCUGCCGCGGCCGCACCGCAUCCACUGUGCAUGCGUGGAGUGCAUCUCCAGCUCCGAGGCCGACAGCCUGCGCCACUCCCGCUCUCGCCUCAACGUCUACCGGGCGCUGGCCAGCCCCUCACUCAUCGCCCUCUCCAGCGAGGACCCCAUCCUCACCGCUUUCCGCCUGGGCUGGGAGCUCAAGGAGCUCAGCAAGGUGGAGAACGAGUUCCGGCAGGAGUAUGAGGAGCUCUCCCAGCAGUGUAAGCGCUUUGCCAAGGACCUGCUGGACCAGGCACGCAGCUCCCGUGAGCUGGAGACCAUCCUGCACCACGAUGCUGACCAGGCCGAAGACCCGGGCGGGAGCCCGGACAGCCACGACCUGGCCAAGCUCAAGCUGGCAAUCAAGUACCAGCAGAAGGAGUUUGUGGCUCAGCCCAACUGUCAGCAGCUCCUGGCCACACUGUGGUACGACGGCUUCCCUGGAUGGCGCCGACGACACUGGGCAGUGAAGCUUCUGACCUGUGCCACUAUAGGCCUGCUCUUCCCCUUGCUGUCCCUGAUCUACCUGCUGGCACCCCGGAGCACACUGAGCCUCUUCCUUAGGAAGCCUUUCAUCAAGUUCAUCUGCCACACAGCCUCCUACCUGACCUUCCUCUUCCUCCUGCUGCUGGCAUCACAGCAUAUCGCCCGCACCAACCUGCAUGUCCAAGGUCCUCCGCCUACGCUGGUGGAGUGGAUGAUCCUGCCCUGGGUACUCGGGUUCAUCUGGGCAGAGAUUAAGGAGAUGUGGUCCGGGGGCUUCACAGAGUACAUCCACGACUGGUGGAACCUGAUGGACUUUGCCAUGAACUCCCUCUACCUGGCCACCAUCUCCCUCAAGAUCGUGGCAUAUGUCAAGUACAACAGUUCACGACCACGGGAGGAGUGGGAGAUGUGGCACCCAACGCUGAUCGCUGAAGCCCUGUUCGCCAUCGCCAAUAUCUUCAGCUCUCUGCGGUUGAUCUCUCUCUUCACGGCUAACUCGCACCUGGGCCCACUGCAGAUCUCUCUGGGCCGCAUGCUGCUUGAUAUCCUCAAGUUCCUCUUCAUCUACUGCCUGGUGCUUUUGGCCUUUGCCAACGGCCUCAACCAGCUAUACUUCUACUAUGAAACGCAGGCAGCUGAUGAGCCCAACCACUGCAAAGGCAUCCGCUGUGAGAAGCAGAACAACGCCUUCUCCACGCUAUUUGAGACCCUGCAGUCCCUGUUCUGGUCAAUUUUCGGCCUGAUAAACCUCUACGUCACCAAUGUUAAGGCUCGGCAUGAGUUUACAGAGUUUGUGGGAGCCACCAUGUUUGGGACCUACAACGUCAUCUCCUUGGUGGUGCUGCUCAACAUGCUCAUCGCCAUGAUGAACAACUCCUACCAGCUAAUCGCUGACCACGCAGACAUUGAGUGGAAAUUUGCACGGACCAAACUGUGGAUGAGCUACUUCGAUGAGGGGGGCACCCUCCCCCCACCUUUCAACAUUGUGCCCAGCCCCAAGUCAGUGUGGUACCUGUGCAUCUGGGCCCACGGGCGGCUGUGCAAACGGCAGGCGCCUCCACAUCCCGACAACCUCAAGGAGUUCACUGAUCGCCAUGCCGACAGCCUAAUACAGAAUCAGCAUUAUCAGGAAGUAAUUCGGAGCCUAGUAAAGCGGUAUGUGGCUGCCAUGAUCCGAAGCUCCAAGACAGACGAAGGGCUGACAGAGGAGAAUUUUAAGGAGCUAAAGCAGGACAUUUCAAGCUUUCGCUACGAGGUCCUGGAUCUACUGGGGAACCGCAAGCCUCCACGCCAGACCUACACCUCCAACAAUGAGACCACAAAAGCAAAUGCCAAUGAAGCCGUGGACGGUCAGGCAUGGGGAACAGGUGGGAAUCCAGGUGAAGGAAAAAACUGGGCCAAGCCUAAGAGUGUGUCCUUCAGGCUGUCGAACUCCAAGACAGCAAAGUGGGAUUCAGUCUUCAGUGUCUCUGCCCUUUUUAAAUCCAUGACAGGAAUGGAGGUGCAAACAACAGUGGACAAAGCUAAAUGCAACGGAGUACGAAAGUCCUCCUCAUUUUCACCCUCCUCCUCACUGGCCAGCAAUAGAGGAAAACUGCGGCGUUUGUCUGGAUCCAGGAGGAACUCCUUCAGGCAGCUUGGCCGGCUUUUCUCCCACACAACCACUGGCCUACCAGGCGUUCACCCUGGACCUGUCCACAGCACUUCAGAUGGACUGUCACAGCCUACUGCAGUGUUGCAGGACCAUAGGCCUAUUGCCAUCGAGCAGGUGACACACAGCGAGAUGCACCUCAACCAGGUAGGUCUGGAUUCCCAGACCAAUGGACAGGGUACCUUACCUCCAUUACCCCCCCUGGGCUUACCCCCUUCCCUGCACUGUGCUUCCAGCUUCACUGCCUCCAGUGCUCGCCUUCAUAACUCUAACGACGUUGUUUCUGUGGGCUGCUCAGGACCCUCUGAUAGGAAAGACGCCUCAUUCAUUUGGGAGAACCAAGAGGACUCUAUUACUACCCACCUGUAGGAACAAUAUGGCAGUGGUGGGGUGAAGAGCCUGUUGAAUUACUAACCAGGGCUGGAGGCUAAUCUUCGGAAGCGGUAAACAAAUUAUUGUUUGCUUAGAAGUAUGAAGACAAUAAAAAAUUUAUAGAUAAGUAAAGAGCUUAAUAAAUCCACUUGCAGUGAUACUAACAAGCAAGUCCUUGAGAUUUAUAUUUGCCUGCCUGCCUCCAUCAGCUUUGUUCCUGUCAUUUAGGACAUAAACACCUGCAUUCACAAACAUACCCAAAUAUACUUCUGUUUGCCUUGUACAUGUUUGAUUUUGUAUGUUCUUGUUUGGGUCAUUGGGUACCCCAGGGAACAUCAGAACUGCGCCGAAGGUGGCUUUGUUCCAUGGAUCAUGCGAUGGCUGUUCCACAUGUCAAGCCAGUACAUAGAUGUGUUAUCUGGGAUGCAAAAGUAUUUGUCUCUUGCCAAAAAAGUCUAUGGUAUUCAAAUAGAAAGCAUGCUUUUGCUAUCUCUAUCUAUGAAAAUAUCCCCCAUUAAUGGAAUAGCAGUUUGUCGCUUGUGUCAUCCACAGAAGGAUGGACUUUAGUAGCAAAUGAGUACAUAUUCUGAAUUUUAAUACGAAAUGGAUGAUGUUAACAUAUGAAAUCUUAGUUCUGAGAUUCAGUCCUCAUUUGUGAACCCAACUCUGUCAUCCGAGUCAACAGUUGGUCAGGGGUAUGAGAGAAUGUGUGAGCUGAGGUGGCAGACUGCCUAAAGCAAGAUGAAUUUUAAUGAGUGACGAGAAUUGCAGGAGGGAAGCUCGCAAACACCCACUUCUCCUUCCGAAUUACACGCUGUUCAGUCUUCACUUGCUAAGAAGGCCUUGUUGAUAGCCCGUUCCUGACAGUACAGGUCACUUGCACUGCUGAAAUGAGCCUUAUUUUUUCCCCGCAAACGGCUGAAAACUGUUAUGAUGGGGAGCUGAUAUUUUAUGCAAAACCACCCGGUUGUGUGCGGCGUCAGACUCGAGAUGCUAUCAGAUGCAGGUGGUGAUCUCUUUGGUUUAUCUGGCAGAAGACAAGUGGUGACUAAUGCCAGGAUAUUUUGCUGUGUUCUAGAAUGAUAAUUAUUUGUGGGAAGAUUGGAAGUCAAGGUAUAGUCGUUAUGGUGAAGUCAAAUCUGAAUUUAUGUGAAGUGGCCCUCAGACAUAUUCUGCAAUAAGACUGCAUUGUGGCUGAUAUGGAAAUACACAAAUGCACAUCACAAAUACAUGAUGUUAUGAUCUAGUAAUAUUACAUUAUAAUUUGAACUGCAGUGUUGGAAUUUCAAAAAUUUGAACUAUAUGGUUUAUUGCAGUGUAAUUUAAAGAAUGGCAUCAGGGUACAACUAUUUUUUUAUUAAGCUACUUUUAACAUUCACUUUUACACAAUAUAGUGCCCAAGCUAUCCCAAGCUAUCUGAAUAAAAAGAAACGCUAAAGAACAUUCAUUUUCAAAUUGAACAAAAAACCUUUUUAAAAAAUAGUGAUAGUCCAAGUAUAUCUUUGGGAAAGCUGGGGGAUCUAGUGAAAGGAAAAAAUGGAAGGAAUUAAAUAACAUGAGUGUGGGACAGAUAAGAGAGGAAAUGGUGAGCGAGAUGGUAUUGAAGUGGAGAGAUGGGCACUCAUACACACACACACACACACACACACACACACACACACACACACACACAUACACACACACACACACACAUACACAUAUACACACACACACACACACACACACACACACACACAUACACAUAUACACACACACACACACACACACACACACAUACACACACACACACACACACACACACACACACACACACACACACACACACACAUAUAUAUAUGUAUUUCUGGCAUUUUGCUGCAUUUCAACAAUUAUUCAGUUCUAUCUCCAUAUACAGUCCUGAACAAAAUCUUAAGACCAGGCAAAAAAAUACAAGUAUUCGCAUUUCGCACUGGUGGUUCAUAACCAGGUUGUAAAUAGAGCUUUGAAAUGCAAAAAGAAGUAACAGGAGCAAAACACAAAAAAUAGAGUCUAGGCAAUUUCUUGAAAACUGCACUUAAACUCAAACAGGCUGCUCAUCAGCUGAUCAAAAGUUUAAGACUGUAGCCCAAAAAGAGCCCAAAAACAGAAGCCAUAGCCAGUAGCCCCUUGAUGCUCCUGCACAACCUGCAGUGCCAUUGUUCCAUUGAAGGAAAAAGCUCCUCAGACCAUGAUGGAGCCUCCUCCACUGUGCCACGUAGAAAACAUCUCCAGUGGGAUCUCCUUCUCAUGCCAGUAAUGUUGGAAACCAUCCAGGUUACAUUUUUUCUCGUCAGAGAAUGAAACUUUCUUCUGCCUUUCGAUGUCCCAUGUUUGGUGCUCUUUUGCAAAGUCCAAACAGGCAGGUUUGUGACGUGGACGGAGACGUGGCCUUUGAAGUUCUUCAAGCUCUUCUUUUGCAGACGCUCUCUCAUGGUUAUUGGGUUGCAGUUGGCAUCAGUAAGGGCCUGUAUUCGGGUUGAAGAUCGGCCUGUGUCUUCACAGACAGCCCGUCUAAUCGUCUGGCUCAGCGCAGGUGAAAUGUUUUUGGGGUCUACCACUUGACUUUUUCAUCCCAUAACCCUCAGGAUCUUUUAAGAAAUUUAAAAUGACUUUCUUACUGCGUCCAACCUUGGCAGAGAUGGAGUUUUGCGAGAGGCUUUGCUUGUACAGCUCAACAAUCCUGCCACAUUCAAAGACAGGAAGCCUUUUUGCCAUCAGGAGGUCAUGACAGUGUGACUGAAAAUGACAUGAAAGCCAGAUUUUUACGCAGAUUCUGCCUUUUAAAGGCUACGGUCUUAAACCUUUGAUCAGCUGAUGAGCAGCCUGUUUGAGUUUAAAUGCUGUUUUCAAUAAAUUGCCUAAACUCUAUUUUCUGUCCCUUGCUCCUGUUUCUUCUGUACAAGCUGGUUACGCACUGGUUACGCACUGGUUACGCACUGGUUACGCACUGGUUACCAGUGGGAAAUGCGAAUAUUUGUAAAGUCUUAAGAUUUUGUUCAGGACUGUAUGUACUCUGACAGCACUACAUUAUACAGAAAUGGUGUGGUCUGUUUAAUGUACGUGGUUUACGAAUAGAAGAAAAGACUGAGAAAUGGUCAGCUGCUUGUGUUCAAAACAUCUUAAGAAGUACAUCAGUGAACUGUUAAACUGUUGAUAAUCUUUUGCCAUGAUGAUUUUUUUUUUAUAAUAAAUUGCAAUAAAUCUUAUUAUCCUCUCCAAAGCUCUGCUGUACUCAUUUAAACAAGAGCAGCAGCAGAAAAUGAAUGAAUAAAUGAAGAUUUUCAGAGAAAUUUGAGCUCUAUUAACAAGUGUUACGAAAAAGUCCCAUAAAAACAUUUGUAGACCAACAGUGCAAAUAAGACUGAUUAAUAAAUAUAAAAUGACAGUUAUCUUCCUACACAGGUGACCAUUUGUGCAUCCCCAUUGUGACAAAUAUGGAAGAGUGAGUUCUAAAUAGGUAACCCCUGUGCCUGGUUUAAGACAAGGACUUGGCUCUUGGAAGAUGAAGGGCUUUCCAUGCAAUUCAGCAAACAUGUGACUGAAAGUGCAUCAUACCUGAUUUAUAUAUAAUGCUGCCCAUCCUGUCACGGGACUUCACCGAUGUGCCCCCAGCACCCAGAUGCACAACAGAUGACAUAAAAUUUAAAAUUUUAAUAAAUCCACUUUAAAUAAAUUAGGACAUAUCUGGUAUUCAGAAUUAUAGGUUCACAGUGUCAUGUUCAUUUAAAACUGAUUCAUCUUUUAUUGCUCUUUGCUGUAUUACUACUAUUAUUAUUAUUAUUAUUAUUAUUAUUAUUAUUAUUAAUUUGUGUUUAUUUCUGUGUUUUUGCCAUUGAUAAAUGACUAUUUACUAGUCAUUCCUCCAUCAGUAGGCUGCGUAUUCAUUUUGGCAGCACUUGCGUAUCUUCGAUGUGGCAAUAAAGCUUUUUGACUUAAACGUAACUCAUCUGAACGCAGCGUAGCACAUCAUUCCUCUCAAAAGACAAACCAUGGACUAAUGUUAAUACGUGUGUGUUCCUGAUAAUCUACGUGAGGGUCCCUGCUUUGCUGUCAUUCGGGGAUGGCACCCGAUAUGAAAUCAUCAGUGAUCAAAAUUGUAAAAAGUAGCUUCAAAGAUGCCCAGCUUGGUCUUUACUUUUGAGCUGCGUAACGAAUCUGAAUUGUUUCAGUAAAUACAGAAUUCUAUCAAACUAAUUACCUGUAAGUUAUCUAGGUAAGAAUGUUUGUAA
Messenger RNA from Brienomyrus brachyistius, 8014 nucleotides. Its product is annotated as short transient receptor potential channel 5-like. Gene Ontology annotation, molecular function: store-operated calcium channel activity; protein binding; inositol 1,4,5 trisphosphate binding. Bases 741 to 3764 code for a protein of 1007 amino acids. Gene Ontology annotation, biological process: regulation of cytosolic calcium ion concentration; manganese ion transport; calcium ion transmembrane transport. The transcript is spliced from 11 exons. Gene Ontology annotation, cellular component: membrane; cation channel complex. The record is from RefSeq and is a predicted model, not a curated record. NCBI's taxonomy places the organism in Eukaryota, Metazoa, Chordata, Actinopteri, Osteoglossiformes, Mormyridae.